GCCUGGAGGCCCCCCCGUAAGUGGAAGAGAGCAGUAGAACACGACGGUAGAGAAAUCCGCAAAGCAGAUCGAACAAAUCGGAGCUCCGACAUCCUGUUGCCGCACUCCUCUCGCAGGCUUCUGUUUUGACCGGUAAUGGACCUCAGCAAUACGUGGGAAUGGCGUGGUGGAGAUUUUAGUCUGGGAGAUGAUGCCAAUAUCGACAUACCUGAUUACCUACUGAGCCAAGAUGAAGAUCUUUCCUUUAUGUUUGAUGAUGAGGGAGCUACUCCAGUCAAGUCCUAUGGAGACUUGCCUUACCAGUUUAGCAGCUGUGGAAACAAUGAUAAGGAACCCUCCUCACAAGUAAAAAGGCGCCGAAUGCUAGAGUUUGGAUCAGAAGGUCUGGGUUCACUUUGCAACGAGGAACCAUCAUCUGCAUCAAUGAACUCAAAGGAGGAUGAAAAUUUCAAGUCUGAAAUAUCCCAAUGGGUUUCAGGAUUUGCAGAUAUGCCUGCAUCUGGUAAUGAGAACCUGGAUCAGUCACCUGAGAGAUGGAUUAGUGAUUGCUUUAAUGAUGUUGAGAUGCAGUUCAGCCCUGAGAAUCCUGGCGUGUCUGCUGAUGCAGCAUCAGAUGUUCAGCUUGAUACUGCAGGAUUUUGCAACAAAGCUCUUGGAAGUGGAUCUAAUGUUAUACAACAGCAUCAUCCUGUUAAAACUCGUCGAAACAUCAUCAUUAAAGGCAGAAAAUCACAUAUGCAGUCUCCUAAGGUCACUUCUUCUGUCGUCUACCCAUUUGAUUUCGUUAAACCAUGCGGUGUUCAUGGAGAUGUGACUCUAAAUGACAUAAACCAACGAAUCAGCACCCCACCAUUACCCAAGAAGAAUGAAAGCGCUUCAGUUUUGUAUCCCACGUCUGCUUUUUCAGGAAAGCCUGUCGUGGGGAAGACUAAAAUUCGAACAGAAGGUGGGAAAGGCAGCAUCACUAUCAUGAGAACCAAAGGGUAGCGCACAGCCAGCUCAGACUAGCAUUUUGGAAAUAUUUUUGUUUUUAUGGCACUCUGCUAUGCUGCUACAUUUUGGACAGGUUUGAAUUCUACUCUCAGAGUGCCACCUAGUAUACAAGCUAACUUUCAGGUUGAUGUCAUUCCUGGUUGCUUGUACCAUGAAUUGUUUAUAUCCUCAUCUUGGUGACAGGUGAAUCUUGUUUAGACCUGGUAAUGUUGAUUUUAGUAGAGCUAGGAUCUUAGACUGGGCAAAUCGUACCAUUUCUUGUCUGUAAUCUGUAUAAAACCUUCAAUACUAUACUCCUAAAUUUAUUUAUUUAUGUGAAAAGCCUCGUUUUUAUUUA
Molecule: messenger RNA, 1330 nt
Organism: Ipomoea triloba (trilobed morning glory)
Lineage: Eukaryota; Viridiplantae; Streptophyta; Magnoliopsida; Solanales; Convolvulaceae
Product: protein XRI1
Exons: 9
Coding region: 136-987 (283 amino acids)
Biological process (GO): female meiotic nuclear division; male meiotic nuclear division
Source: RefSeq, a predicted model, not a curated record